Molecule: messenger RNA, 837 nt
Organism: Drosophila innubila
Lineage: Eukaryota; Metazoa; Arthropoda; Insecta; Diptera; Drosophilidae
Product: trypsin
Exons: 1
Coding region: 21-800 (259 amino acids)
Biological process (GO): proteolysis
Molecular function (GO): serine-type endopeptidase activity
Source: RefSeq, a predicted model, not a curated record
AGUUAGUAAAUGACUAGAAAAUGAAUCGCCUAAUUCUCUGCUUCAUUGGGGUCCUUGCGUGCAGUGCCAUUGGUCAUGGAUUUCCCGACACGGAAUUUCCCUUCGGACGCAUUGUGAAUGGCGUGCCGACGACGAUUGAGGCCCAUCCCUACCAGGUGUCCAUCCAGACGCUCAAGGGAUCCCAUUUCUGUGGCGGCAGUCUGAUCAAUGAGGACACCGUUGUGACCGCUGCCCAUUGCAUGCAAUCCUACAAGGCAUCCGAGAUGCAGGUUCGCCUCGGCUCCACCGAGCGCAACCAGGGCGGUGAGGUUGUCAGCGUGAAGUCUUUUAAAUUCCACGAGGGCUACAACAGCGAGCUGAUGGUCAACGAUGUGGCUGUGAUCAAAUUGAGCUCCCCUGUCCGCCAGUCAGCCAAGAUUCGUGCCAUUGAGCUGGCCGAUAAGACCCCGGCUUCUGGUACUCCCGCUGUUGUGAGUGGUUGGGGAACCACCUGUUUCCUGUUCUGUUCAUCGCCCAACACCCUCCAGGAGGUGGACGUCAAGCUGCUCCAGCAAAAGGAGUGUGCAUCCGAAGAAUAUUCUUAUGGUAGCAAGAUUAUGGAUACCAUGCUCUGUGCUGAUGGUGAUGGUGAUAAGAAAGAUGCCUGCCAGGGUGACUCUGGUGGCCCAUUGGUUUCCCUUGGUCAGCUGGUCGGUGUUGUGUCUUGGGGCAAUGGCUGUGCCUGGUCAGGCUAUCCUGGUGUCUAUGCUGAUGUUGCUUCACUCAAGUCAUGGAUCGAGAAGACUGCCGCUUCUUUGUAAAUUGCUUAAAUAAAGUCCUGAGAAUCGUUUAAUUGAA